AUGUUUGUCCGCAACACGUUUCUGACCGGUUUUCUGCACAAGCUCGCCAAAGUUGGAAAGCAUUUCAGCACCCAUAUUGGAACAGAUGGAUUCCGGGUGGUACUGAACGCCGAAGUGGGGAUAAGUAACGUGUUGUGCUGCCAUCAAACAACCGUCCUCGGAAUACGCCAACGGGACGAUAUUGUCUGUUAUUUCGGAGACGUAGAUGGAAUGGUACCGCACACUGUCAAAUCCCGACUCAAUUCCAGCAAAAAGACUGGACUCUCCUUGAAGACUUAUCUUGCUAACUUGCCCGUGAACGGGCUCGUGCAAAAGCCGAAUUUUGCAACCAUUGACCAAACACAGACUCUGAAACCCUAG
Molecule: messenger RNA, 360 nt
Organism: Ogataea philodendri
Lineage: Eukaryota; Fungi; Ascomycota; Pichiomycetes; Pichiales; Pichiaceae
Exons: 1
Coding region: 1-360 (119 amino acids)
Source: RefSeq, a predicted model, not a curated record